CAAAGAUUUUUUAUUAGUAAGAGAACACGUUUUAGCACAGAAUAUUCUUUGAGAUUCCAUUGGAGAUGCUCCAACAACCAAUAACGCGAACCACAUUCCGCGAAGGCUCCAUCCCUUCAUUGACUAAGUACUUACACAUUAUCUUACUCAAUUCAUAUAGAAAUCACCUUUGAAUUGAUCCCAACAAACCUUAGCCCUGAAGCAUCAGAAUUUCUUCUCCAAACAAGAUUCCAUUCCAUCUCCCUCUCUCUCUCUCUCUUGAAAGAAGUACUCCAUCAUUUAAGUGUCAAAACUUCUGGUUGUUGAACAUCCUUACCUUUUGUUGAGAAUAUUUCCAGCGGGCUCUGAUUAUGGAUGACCAUGGCGAUGUACGAGAAAAAAUCCUGUUCGGGAAGUACGAGUUAGGAAAACUCCUCGGACAAGGAGCCUUCGCGAAGGUGUACCACGCCAGGAACCUCAGGACGGGGCAGAGCGUGGCAAUCAAGGCGAUGAGCCUGCAGAACGUGCUGAAAGGAGGUCUGACAGAGCACGUUAAGCGUGAGGUCUCUAUCAUGCACCGGCUGCACCACCCUCACAUCAUUCGCAUCUUGGAGGUAUUGGCGACCAAGACGAAAAUCUACUUCGUGCUUGAGUUCGCCAAGGGAGGGGAGUUGUUGAACAAAGUCAAGAAAGGACGGUUCAGCGAAGAUAUGAGCCGCAGGUAUUUCCAGCAGCUGAUCUCCGCCCUCGGUUACUGCCACUCCCGAGGUGUUUUCCAUCGAGAUCUGAAAGGCGAGAAUCUCCUCUUAGACGAGAAUUUGAAUCUGAAAGUGACCGAUUUCGGGCUCAGCGCCGUGACGGCUCAGAUCCAACCCGACGGCCUCCUCCACACGUUUUGUGGGACCCCUGCUUACCUGGCGCCAGAGAUCCUUGCGAACAAAGGAUACGACGGCGCCAAGGUGGACAUUUGGUCAUGUGGAAUCAUACUCUACGCUUUGAACGCCGGUUACUUUCCGUUCAGUGAUCGGAAUAGAAUGAUGCUGUAUCGUAAAAUCUUCAAAGGCGAGUUUCGGUGUCCUGAAUGGACGUCUCCUGAGCUCAAACGAUUUCUUCAUCGUCUACUCGACUCGAAUCCAAAAACUCGCAUCACACUCGACCAGAUCAUCGACGACCCGUGGUUCAAAAUAGGCUACCGACAUAUCCAAACCAGCUCCGAUGAUUUAUCUGGUCUCGAAGAUUAUGACGACAACAACGAACGGUACGACUUCUUGAACGCAUUUGAUAUAAUUUCGUGGUCGCACGGUCUGGAUCUGUCCGGUUUGAUCGAAUCAUCGAAUUGCUCCGUCAGAGUGGAGAGAUUUGUUUCGGCAGAGUCGCCGGAGAGAAUAGUCGGGAAAAUCGAGGAGGUGGCGGAGGAGUGGAGGAUGACGGUGGUCAGGAAAAAGGUUUUUGCGGUGCAGGUGGUGCAAGGGCGAAAUGGGGAUAUCGUUUUUACAGUAGACAUUCACCGGUUAACGGACGAACUGGUUAUUGUUGAAAUCAGGAGGGGUGAGAAUGAGGAUAAGCCUAGUCUUGAAUUAUGGAAAGUGAAACUUAGAACCCAGCUCCGUACUCUUGCUUUUGAACCGGAACCCCAAGUUACCGGUAGUUAAGCAAGGGGACUUCGGUAGUAUUUGAUUUUUUUUUUUUCAAUAUUGUAUACAUCAGCAGGGUUAGCGGAGUGUUAGUAUGUUAGUCCAAA
This is a messenger RNA of Rhododendron vialii, 1720 nucleotides long. Its product is annotated as CBL-interacting serine/threonine-protein kinase 14-like. Gene Ontology annotation, molecular function: ATP binding; protein kinase activity. NCBI's taxonomy places the organism in Eukaryota, Viridiplantae, Streptophyta, Magnoliopsida, Ericales, Ericaceae. Gene Ontology annotation, biological process: protein phosphorylation; signal transduction. The record is from RefSeq and is a predicted model, not a curated record. Bases 351 to 1631 code for a protein of 426 amino acids. The transcript has a single exon.